Messenger RNA from Protopterus annectens (West African lungfish), 1904 nucleotides. RefSeq names its product nipsnap homolog 1 (gene NIPSNAP1). NCBI's taxonomy places the organism in Eukaryota, Metazoa, Chordata, Ceratodontiformes, Protopteridae. The coding region runs from base 204 to 1040 and encodes 278 amino acids. The transcript is spliced from 10 exons. Gene Ontology annotation, cellular component: mitochondrion. The record is from RefSeq and is a predicted model, not a curated record.
CACGGCUUUAACCCUGUCCCGUUGCAGGUGAUGUCUGCGUGACCAGUUGAGUGUUUGCAACUGGAAUUGCAGUGUUACGCCCCAUUAGCCCACCCCUUUGUUGAUCGGGGCUUGGACAAUAAAUAUUUGCACUGGAGUCUUCUUCAUGGUGGUAUUACGAGUGACAAAGUCUUAACAAGAAGUAAAAUAAUACAUUGGCGAAGAUGGCGGUGACUUGCCCAAUGAAAGUGCAUCGAUACUGCGGGUUCCUGCAGCGGUCUAGCCUGGUUGUGCUGUCUUCUCGGACAUAUACAAACGAGAAUGACAAAGGAUGGUUUCGUUCUUUGUUUGUCCACAAAGUAGACCCUCGCAAGGAUGCCCACUCCAACUUGCUUUCAAAAAAGGAAACCAGCAGUCUCUUUAAGAUGCAGUUUCAUAAUGUGAAACCAGAAUAUCUUGAUUCCUAUAAUGAACUAACGGCAGACAUCAUGCAUCACCUUCACACUGACCAGAAUUAUCCGUGUGACCUUGUGGGUAGCUGGAACACGUGGUAUGGGGAACAAGACCAGGCAGUACAUUUAUGGAGAUACUCAGGAGGUUACCCAGCUCUGGCAGAGUGUGUAACAAAGUUAAGGCAGAACGAGCGUUACUUGGCAUAUCAGAAGAAACGUAGAGAGAUGCUGCAUUCCCGCCGAAAUGAACUGCUUCUGGAAUUCAGCUUCUGGAAUGAUCCUGUACCGAGGAGCGGGCCCAACAUCUAUGAACUCCGAACAUAUCAGUUAAAGCCAGGAACAAUGAUUGAAUGGGGAAACAAUUGGGCUCGAGCAAUUCGAUUUCGGCAGGAGAACAAUGAAGCAGUUGGUGGCUUUUUUACCCAGAUAGGACCACUCUAUGUGGUACACCAUCUCUGGGCGUAUACUGAUCUGCAGUCCCGAGAAGAGACUAGAAAUGCAGCAUGGAGGAAGUCUGGCUGGGAUGAAAAUGUCUAUUAUACAGUUCCUUUAGUCCGUAGCAUGGAAUCCCGAAUCAUGAUCCCAACACGGAUCUCUCCUCUGCAGUGAUCCAACAAAAAUGCAUUGAGGAAACGUUUAAGAACAGUCUACGUGCUCUAUGCAUUCCACUUAAUUCCACCAGUAAUCUGUAUUUGAUAUGUAACAUAAUUCUGAUGUGAUGUUCAAAUCCUGUGCGUGUCACUUUGAUGUCUGAAUUUUGGUGUACAGAAAAAUCAAUACAAAAAUCCAGAUCCUGCAACUGAUAAAGGAAAAAUAGAAAAAAAUGGAACCCAUCUCCUCGCAGGGUAUUGAUAAGAAGUCAGUACCUGCAGCAGAUUUUUUUGGUCAGCAGUUAAGACACCUUAAAAGUACAGUGAACAAAUGCAUACUGCAAACACUGGUGCAUGUAUAUUUCACACUAAAUACAUGUCUUUAUACAUAGAGAUAAAAUCACAAAUGCACAGCCAUAUCACACGAACAGCAUGUAGAGGUGUUUCACAUGUUUAUACUGAAGUCCAUAAUGUGGUGUAUGGACUUGUCAUAGUCAGAUGUUCUCAGGUAAGUUACACAUGAAUUGUCUAUACAGGUUUUGUCACUCUAACAUCUGACAUAUGGCCCACAUAGUUUAGGCAUCAGGUUGACUGGCAUCAUGACAUAUCAGUCCAACAUAUGUGUGCCACAAGCACUACUACUGCUGCUGCUGCAGAUACUGAAAGACAAAUACAGAUUUUUGAUCUGCAGUCAUACACAUGCACAAAUGCUAAAGCUACAUUUGUUCUUAGUAUUUUAACACAGUGCUUAUUUAUAUACACUGUUUAAACAUACAUGUUUGCACAUUUGUAAACAAUGUUAACAUACUGACACUACAGUUGUGGAAUGAAGUGUAUGUUGUCAAGUGUGUGCAGCUGCACUCACUCACUGUCACACACUGGU